This is a messenger RNA of Photinus pyralis (common eastern firefly), 3581 nucleotides long. Its product is annotated as chromosome-associated kinesin KIF4A-like. Bases 154 to 3525 code for a protein of 1123 amino acids. The transcript has 12 exons. Gene Ontology annotation, biological process: microtubule-based movement; mitotic spindle organization. Lineage: Eukaryota; Metazoa; Arthropoda; Insecta; Coleoptera; Lampyridae. Gene Ontology annotation, molecular function: ATP binding; microtubule motor activity; microtubule binding. The record is from RefSeq and is a predicted model, not a curated record.
AUUUUAUUUGUAUGUUGUACAAUCAAAUUUUUUUAAAUUCGUAAAAGCCGUUACACUUUCGUUACCGGUAGCCUGUGAAGUUGUUGUGGAUUGUCUCUUUUGAAAUUUUGCCUUUUUAACUUAAGUGUUUGUGUGUGUUUUUAUUAUUUGACGAUGCCAACAGAAAAAGAUAACGAUUCUGUUCAAGUAGCAGUUCGAAUCCGUCCCUUAAUCGAUAGCGAAAUUGGUCGGGGAUGUAGAGACAUUUUAGAAGUAUUUCCCGCAAUACAUCAAAUAAGGAUUAAAGAUUCUGACCGUGCAUUUACAUUUAAUCAUGUUUGUGACAGUAUGACUUCCCAGAUGUUAUUCUAUGGCAUGUGUGUCAAGCCUUUAAUUGAUAACUUGUUUAAAGGAUACAAUGUGACCAUCUUAGCAUAUGGACAGACGGGAUCUGGGAAAACUUACUCAAUGGGAACAGCGUAUGAUGGCGAUACAGACGGCGGAAUAAUUCCUCGCGCUGUCAAUGACAUUUUUAACUAUGCUAAUGACAACUUCGCAUACGACUUUCAUAUUACGGUUUCCUUUAUGGAAUUAUAUCAAGAAGUUUUAUACGAUUUGCUCACUGCGAAAUCAAGAGAGCAAUCUGUUGUGGAAAUUAGGGAAGACCCAAAAGGAGCCAUAAUUAUUCCUGGUCUCACGGCCGAACCUGUUAAGUCAGCUUCUCAGGCUUUGGACUUGCUACUAAAAGGUUCAAAGGGUAGGGUAACGGGUUCGACAAACAUGAACACACAAAGCUCUCGCAGCCACGCCAUUUUCACCAUAAAUAUCUUGAUGCAGCAAAAAAGUGAUAGUAAUAUGAAUAAGACUGCCAAAUUUUAUUUGGUCGAUCUCGCUGGGUCCGAGCGAUCGAAAAAGACUGGCGCAACAGGUGUGGCGUUUCGAGAGGGCGUCAAUAUUAAUAAAGGAUUGCUGGCAUUAGGCAAUGUCAUUUCCGUGUUGGGAGGUGAUAAACAACAAUCCUAUGUUAGCUUUCGGGACAGUAACCUAACUAGGCUUCUAAAAGAUUCCUUGGGUGGUAACAGUAUUACACUAAUGAUUGCCUGUGUGAGUCCGGCGGAUUACAAUUUGGAUGAGACUAUUUCAACCUUGCGUUAUGCAGAUCGAGCGAGACAAAUAAAGAACAAACCAGUAGUGAAUGAAGAUCCAAAAGCGGCCGAGAUCAAUCGACUUAAUAAACUGGUUGCGCAGCUGAGAUUGGAAUUAAUUGGUCAAGGUGGUCCCAUCAUUUGUCAGGCAGAGCUUGAACAACUGAAAAAAGAUAACGAGCUCUAUAAAACUAAGAUAAGGGCUUUAACUGAGCAAUUAUCAACAAUUCUGGGUGAUAAGACGACUCUCUUCGAAAGAGUGAUGCUAUUACAGGCGGCAAAUGAAAGAAUAACCCAAAAAUUGCGCCAAUUGCAGGACGAAUAUAACACCACUAUUAACAAUCUCUGCGUGGAUGACAUAAGCUCCGAAGUUCUUAAAGAACAAGUGACAAAGUUGCACUCGAUUCAAAACUUAUUUUCGGAGUUGUACUCGGAAACUCAAAAAAGUGACGAAGAAAUUCGCAAGCACGAGCGUUGCUUCACCAACGCGAGUUCUGAGCAAGCGAACUUGGUUGUCUCCGAAAGUGAAUUUUGCAAGAGACAAGAGAGCCACACAAAACAACAGUUGGCCUUGAAUGUUGAACUCCAACAACUCACAAAAGAGUUGGCCAUGAAGGAAUAUUUGGCUGAGCAAAUGUUGAUCAAUAACAACCACAUUAUUGAUUAUGACGCGGUUACCGAAAAUGAGAAUAAAGUUGCAGCACUACAAAAAGAACGAGAUGACCUGUUACAACAACUGAAAAAUGUUCAAGCGAACGAGGGGGGCAAGAAGAUCGCAGAACUUAGAAGAAAGCGUGUUCAAGAACUUGAAAGAGAGAUUCAAGAUCUGCACAAAAAGAUCACCGAACAAGCACGAUUAAUAAAGCUGAAGCAAAAAGACGAACAGAAGAUAAUUGUAUUAAACAACGAAAUACAGCAAAUGAAAUCGAAUAAGGUAAAGCUAAUCAAAAAUAUGAAACAAGAAUCUGAGAAAUUUAGGUCGUGGAAAGUGGAACGCGAGCGCGAACUGCUCAAACUGAAAGAGCAAGAUCGUAAACGCUUAAAUCAAAUUGUCAAAAUGGAAACCAUUCACAGUAGACAGCAGAACGUGUUAAAAAGAAAGGUCGAAGAAGCGGCCGCCAUUAACAAACGUUUGAAGGACGCCCUGGCGUUGCGGAAGAAUGUACAGGAUCAGAAGAGUUCGGGCAAAAUUGAAAAGAUCGAGUUGUGGCUGCAGCAAGAAUUGGAUGUCGUCGUCAAUACCGCUUUUGCCGAAGAGACGCUGACGCAUUUGUUGGAAGAUCGUGCGACGUUACAAAAGCAGUUGGACAGUUUGAAAGAAUUGUGCUCUAUGGGAGAUAGUGAUGAAAUUCGGCAACUGCAAGACGACAUUGAUUUUCGCUGUACACAGAUUCAGGAUCUUCAACAGAAAGUAUUGGAUUCAGAUCAAGAAAAUAAGUCUCGUACGCGUUGGGAAAACGUACAAACGAUGGGCGACGCAAAAUCUGCUCUCAAGGUAUUAUUCGACAUGGUUGCGAAUAAAGGACAGCAAGAGUUAGGCUCCGUAAACAAAUAUAAGGACUUGGAACGGAAUUUGCAGGACAUACAAGAAAAAUGUGCAUCUUUGGAAGAGGAAAAAAAACAUUGGGAAUUGGAGCAUCGUCACGACUUGGCGCAAUUGGCUAAAGAAUACGAGGAGAAAGUGUCUGUAUUGCUAAGACAAUUAAGGCGAAUGCCUCUGCAGGACAUUAAUGAAGAAUAUAAGGAACGUUAUAAUAUUCAGCAAUUAGAAUUAGAAAAACAUGAAGAGGAAAUUGAGAAAUUAAAACAAAUGCUAGAGCAAUCCGAAGCCGAACGCAAGCACUCUGAAGAACUAUUACUACAACAAGUAAAAGACAAUGACGAGAUGCGCUAUCGUUUAGAUGAAAUUAAGGAACAUGCUGAGACUGUGUUUGAAAAUACCGCAGAAGAAAAGCAAAAAAGAAGUAACGGUGGUAAAGAUACACUAAACAUCACGGUUGAGGAUGACAUAGAGAACGACCCUGACUGGAGAAAAACGCCAUUGGGAAAACGUGUUCAAAGCAUACGCAAUUUAUCUAUGGCAGUUCUACAAGCGCCAAGAUUGACAGAAAAAAGAAACUACGAAGGAGGAUGUAAUUGCAAAGGAACUUGCAGCAAAAGAAAUUGUGGCUGUAAGCGGGCAAGUGUCACUUGCUCCUCUCAGUGCAAAUGUUCGACAGACUGUGUGAAUCAAGGCACCAGUGAAAAUGAGCAGUCGGUAGAAGAUACUUUCGGAGACAAUUUUAAAAGGCCAAGAUCCAUUAAUGACAGUACGACCGAUAGUGCUGUGAAUGAUGAGAGUCGAAUAAAUUUUCGUCCACGAAGAACAAAAAAAGUAUUUCCUAGUUUAGUACGUGAUUAAUUGUAAAUAUAUUUUAUGUAAAUUAUUUUUAUAUAGUAAAGUCGAUUUCAACUUUA